UGACCCCGAUCGCCGCUCCGCCGUGACGUGACAGCGCACGCGCAUUACCAAAGGGAUCUGACCCCGAUCGCCGCUCCGCCGUGACAGCGCACGCUCAGUGAGGAGGAAGACCGAGGUUCCGCGGUCCGCCGGUUCAAUCCCGAGUGUCGUCCGUCAUGGCCAAGAAUUUGCGCGUGGUGCUGCUGUUCGGUGGUUUUGCGGCUGCAGUCGGAGCUGCGUUUUAUCCCAUCUACUUCCGGCCGCUGAUUUACACUAAGGAAUACCAGCAGGAACAAAAGGUGAAUCGAACUGGAAUAAAUCAGGAGGAAAUUCAGCCUGGAGGAAUGAAAGUCUGGACUGACCCCUUCAAUCGAAAGUGAUCAAGAUAUUGUUAAGAAACAAUGAAGAAAUGCUUCAAUGGCCCUUUAGUACCUUGACAUUGUUAUGAGGAAAAUACUAUAAUGAUUACUUUUAUGUUAAUCUAUUCAUUAGGUAAUGGCAGGAUUUAUAUUGAAGUGGAUUUUUACAUUUAAACUUUCUCCAUAUAUAGAGAGAAAGAGAGAGAGAGAGAUAUAUAUAGAGAGAUAUACUAGAUAUAUCUCUAAUAGAUGGAGGUAUCUCACAACAGGACUUUGAUAACGAUCAUGGUGUGGGGGGGGGGGGGGGAGAGAGUGGAUGAGAAAAUCUUUAAUUUCCAAGCUGUAAUUGAACCUUCAGUCAAUGUCAGUAAAAUUAAUUAUGCAGAUUUUAUGGCAGGUAUCAGGAAAUUUAUUGUGCACAUUUUGUCUACUAUGUUCCCUAUAUCACAUUGCAGAUUGCACAGUCAUUUGUUGGCUAGAGUUUGUUGUCUACAGUUUGUAAUUCAAGUUUCAAAGUACAUUUAUUAUCAAAGAAUGUAUAAAUUAUACAGUUUUGAGAUUUGUUUACUCACAUGUAGUCACAAUGCAAGAAACCCAAAAGAUCCAAUUAAAGAAAAAAAAUAAAAGACCAACAUCCAAGUUCACAGAUUUGUUAAGUUGUAUGAUGUUUACAAACUAAUUAUAGUUCACUGGAACUAUAGGAUUGCUUAAAAAUAGAUAUAAACACAAGUAAUGAGCCGUCAUUAACCCCAAUAAAGGCACAAAUUUCAUGUAAUGAAACUUUGAAAUUAUUCAAUGUAUUUUAGGGAUAGUCACAAGAUAUAUAAAUUUUUGUUUGGUUAUAUAAAUGACUCGUGCUAAUAUCUUAGAAGCAACAACUCAAGAGUUGAUACAGAGAUUUGUUUAAAUACUUGCUUACCUUGGUCUGAAAUAAAUUAUGUGACUAUUAUAAUAGGAUUUGAAUGUUAUAGAGCAAUAAUUGUGCAGUAAAUUUACAAAGUGUGUACCUAUUUCACUGGAGGAAAACUCUCAAAUUGUUUAUAAGAUAAUAAAUCUUAAACUAGAAAGGAUAACCAGUGUCAUACACUAAGAUGGCAUACUACUAAUUAGUGUAUUUUACUUUGGCCUAAUCACUGUAAACUGUGGAAAAAAUAUUAAAUAAAGAAUAGUUUUGCUCAUCUGA
Messenger RNA from Hypanus sabinus (Atlantic stingray), 1521 nucleotides. It is a transcript of the gene smim20, whose product is annotated as small integral membrane protein 20. The record is from RefSeq and is a predicted model, not a curated record. The transcript has 3 exons. Gene Ontology annotation, biological process: mitochondrial respiratory chain complex IV assembly. Gene Ontology annotation, cellular component: mitochondrial inner membrane. NCBI's taxonomy places the organism in Eukaryota, Metazoa, Chordata, Chondrichthyes, Myliobatiformes, Dasyatidae. The coding region runs from base 156 to 359 and encodes 67 amino acids.